Molecule: messenger RNA, 744 nt
Organism: Microdochium trichocladiopsis
Lineage: Eukaryota; Fungi; Ascomycota; Sordariomycetes; Xylariales; Microdochiaceae
Product: S-adenosyl-L-methionine-dependent methyltransferase
Exons: 5
Coding region: 1-744 (247 amino acids)
Molecular function (GO): methyltransferase activity
Source: RefSeq, a predicted model, not a curated record
AUGCCAGUGCUAUCUCCAGAGCCCAAUUAUGACACUUUAUUGCAGAAAGUACUCGACGUUGGUUGCGGAACAGGCAUCUGGGCAAUUGAUUUUGCAGACCAUCAUCCCGAGUCCGAAGUCACCGGCCUGGACAUCUCGCCGCGACUUCCACACUGGGUCUCUAGUAAUCUGAAAUUCGAGGUAGAUGAUAUCACGCAGCCGUGGACCUAUCCCGCCAACACAUUCGACUACAUACACAUGCGCUGGCUGGUAGGCUCGAUACCUGACUGGAUCUUUCUCUACAAAGAGAUAUUCAAGUCCCUCAAGCCAGGCGGUAUAUUUGAGCACAAAGAGUCAUCCUGCGUGAUUCAGAGCGACGACGGCAUCGUAGGCCCUGCGCUUGCGCAAUGGGGCAAGGUGUUUUUGGAAGCCGGCACGAAAUUUGGCCGCACGUUCGCCGUGCACGAGGAGCGCAUUCAAGUGACGGCCAUGGAGGCUGCGGGAUUUGUAGAUGUCCAGGUCACCGAAUUCAAGGUGCCGAUUGGUGAUUGGCCUCUUGACGAGAGGAUGAAGAAUGUCGGCAAGUAUGCACAGCUGGCUCUCCAGAGAGAUGUUGAAGGCUUGGUGACCUUCAUGUGGAGCUCUGUGAUGGGUUGGUCGCAGGACGAGAUUGCGGUGUACGCUGCGCACCUGCGAGGAGAGCUCAACUCCGGCAAGUUCCACGCUUGGUGCCCCAUGAAAGUUGUCAUCGGCAGGAAACCUUGA